Messenger RNA from Ipomoea nil (Japanese morning glory), 1166 nucleotides. RefSeq names its product meiotic recombination protein SPO11-2. The record is from RefSeq and is a predicted model, not a curated record. NCBI's taxonomy places the organism in Eukaryota, Viridiplantae, Streptophyta, Magnoliopsida, Solanales, Convolvulaceae. Bases 15 to 1166 code for a protein of 383 amino acids. Gene Ontology annotation, molecular function: ATP binding; DNA binding; DNA topoisomerase type II (double strand cut, ATP-hydrolyzing) activity. Gene Ontology annotation, biological process: meiotic DNA double-strand break formation; meiotic DNA double-strand break processing; reciprocal meiotic recombination. Gene Ontology annotation, cellular component: nuclear chromosome. The transcript is spliced from 11 exons.
UGCGGCAUUCAGCGAUGGGAGAUCUCUCAAAAUCAUCCAUUUUCUUCUCCGAUCAACACCUCUGCUACGCCGAUAUUCUCCCUCCAUUGCAGGUUCGAGCUAGAAUCGAAGUUGCAGUCCUAAAUUUCCUCAAAGCCUUAAGUUCUCCAACUCCAUCCAUCUCAAAUCUUCCUCUGAUUAGUAGAAAGUCGAAUAAUAGCAGAGUGAGUCGAGGACUUUUGACUGAUGAAUCGUGGAUUUUUCUCUCCUAUUCAUUUUGUACGCGUUCAUUAAUGAGGGAGAAUACUGCCAAGUCUUUUGUAAGAGUGUGGAAGGUUAUGGAGAUGUGUUACCAAAUUCUGAGUCAUGAUGAGAAAAGGGUGACCCAAAGAGAAUUAUUUUACAAGCUGCUCUGUGAUUCACAAGACUAUUUUAAUUCUCAACUGCAGGUCAACAGGACGGUCCAAGAUUUGGUAGCAUUGCUUCAGUGUAGUCGUUACAGUCUUGGAAUAAUGGCAUCCAGCAGAGGAGCGGUUGCUGGCCGUCUUUUGCUGCAGGAGCCAAACCAAGAGUUUGUGGACUGCUCUACUUGUGGGUCUUCGGGUUAUGCUAUUUCUGGGGACCUGAGCCUGUUGGAAAAAUUAGUCAUGAAGUCAGAUGCCCGGUAUAUCAUUCUAGUGGAAAAGCAUGCUAUAUUCCAGCGGCUCGCUGAGGAUCGUAUUUUCAAUCAAAUCCCAUGUAUUCUAAUCACUGCAAAAGGGUAUCCAGAUAUUGCCACUAGGUUUCUUCUUCAUCGGAUGAGCAGGAAAUUUCCUAGCAUUCCAAUUCUGGGUUUGGUGGACUGGAACCCUGCUGGCUUGGCAAUACUGUGCACAUUCAAGUAUGGCAGCAUAGGGAUGGGCCUGGAAGCUUUUAGAUAUGCUUGCAAUGUAAAGUGGCUUGGAUUGCGAAAGGAUGAUAUAGAGAAACUAGUACCAGAAGAAUCUUUAGUCCCUCUGAAGCAGCGAGAUCUUCAGAUUGCAAAAAGCUUGAUAUCAUCAGAGAUUUUGCAGGAUAAUUACAAAGAAGAAUUGGCAGUGAUGGUUGAGAGUGAUAGGAGGGCAGAAAUUGAAGCUCUCUACUUCCAUGGUUAUGAUUUCUUAGGAAAGUUCAUUGCCAACAAAAUUGUGCAGAUGGAUUACAUUUGA